AUGGAUUUAUACAACAACAAUUAUGGAUGCUCUGAAUUACCUUCUGGUUCAUACUGGGAGUACUCAGACAUACUCAAACAACUUGAAGAGACUUACUGUGCUUGUCAGAGUAUAGAGCAAAUAGUUCCUUGCAUUAGUAAGUUCUGCACCUGCCAAAACUGGUGAUUCUGCGCAUCACCGGUUGUCCAAAAGCUAGAUAGAGUGAGGUACGUAUUUCUUGGUGAAAACUGGGAACAAAUAAAUAUGGGCUGCUUUCCUCGCUUUUGAAUAAACUUAUCCUUAACUUUUAGAUAUUCACAACAAGAAGUGGUUGAAGAUUCAUCUAAGAGUACAAAAAUAGACAAGAAAUCUCAAACUUCUAGAAAGAAUAUGAGAAGUCAAUUUGAAAGAUUUGUUAUUGAAAAGACUGAAAAUAUUGGUGAUAGCACAAAAAGAAUUAAGAAGAGAAGAUCACGCUCCUCAAGACUUCCAAUCAAAUCUCUGCUCACAAAAAUCCGCAUGGAGAUCCUCUGCAAUAAGAUCCCCGCUUUCUACAGUUCACCGAAAAAGACUAGAGGGACUACUGAUGUUACACUUGGAAGAAGAUCUCGAUACAUUGGAGUAUCUAAGAAUAACAGCCACUGGCAAGCUUUGAUAAGCAUCAGGAAGACCAAGAAGUAUAUAGGAACUUAUAUCUCCGAACAAGAGGCUGCAAGGAUCUAUGAUCUGUACGCUAUAGCUAUUUAUGGAGUGAAUGCCAGAAUUAACUUUGAUUACACCCUUCAGGAGAUGGUCAGCAUGAUCGAUGCUUACCUACAAGACCCCGAGAGCUCCGAAAUAUAA
Messenger RNA from Moneuplotes crassus, 822 nucleotides. The record is from the annotation of a GenBank genome assembly. Lineage: Eukaryota; Ciliophora; Spirotrichea; Euplotida; Euplotidae.